UUCUUCAUUAUCAUUCUCGCUCUCUCUCUCUCUUCCUUCCCUUUUUCUUCAGUUCUUUCUCUCCUCCCUCCCAAAUUCAACACUUCUCCGUCAACAGAAUCCCGCAAUUUUUCCAUUUUUCUCCCACUUUCUAACGGAUCUCUUUACAACUAUCUCCCUUAAAUCCAUCCUUCGUCGCUUGUUUUCUCCCAUUUUGGUCCUUUUCUAGGGUUUAUCCCCAUAGAUCUAGCUCUAUUUUACUCCAAUUCCACUCCUCCACUGCCUACUAUGCUCAUUUUUAGCUCUCUAUGUGUGCAAUUUACUGUUAGAGAGUUUGUUUAGGGUUUGCUCACGUUGGCAGGGAGUGUCAGAGACUACACUGUAACUUCUCUGUUUGUGUUUUUGACUGGUAAUGGCUGCUUUGCAGCGAGUGGCGUCUAGCGUGAGCGCGACUGCCAGUAAUUAUGGUUCUUGUAAAGGUGCUGCUGCCGAUGCGGUGGUGUCUGAUCAGUUUCCGGCAGGCUUGCGUGUUUUGGUAGUGGAUGAUGACAUUACUUGCUUGAGGAUUCUUGAGCAGAUGCUUCGCCGUUGCCUUUAUCUUGUUACGACUUGUUCCCAGGCCAAAGUAGCUUUGAAUCUUCUUAGGGAAAGGAAAGGCUGUUUUGAUGUGGUACUAAGUGACGUUCAUAUGCCUGAUAUGGAUGGAUUUAAACUUCUUGAGCAUGUUGGCUUAGAAAUGGACCUUCCUGUUAUUAUGAUGUCUGCUGACGGAAGAACAAGUGCUGUAAUGAGGGGGAUUAGACAUGGAGCUUGUGAUUAUUUGAUUAAACCGAUACGUGAAGAAGAGCUUAAGAAUAUAUGGCAGCAUGUUGUUAGGAAAAAGUGGAAUGAAAAUAAAGAACUUGAACAUUCUGGAAGCUUGGAAGAUAGUGAUCGGAAUAAACGGGGAAAUGAUGAUGCUGAAUAUACUUCUUCUGUCAAUGAGGGAACAGAAGGAGUUCUGAAAGGUCACAAAAAGAGGAGCAAUUCCAAAGAUGAAGAUGAUGGUGAACCAGAAAAUGACGAUCCCUCUACAUCAAAGAAACCACGUGUUGUAUGGUCUGUGGAGCUUCAUCAACAAUUUGUCAGUGCUGUAAACCAGCUUGGAAUUGACAAGGCUGUACCUAAGAGAAUUCUAGAAUUGAUGAAUGUACCUGGUUUAACCAGGGAAAAUGUUGCAAGUCAUUUGCAGAAGUUUAGGCUAUAUCUGAAGAGAUUAAGUGGGGUCUCUCAACAAGGCGGGAUUUCUAAUGCAUUCUGUGGCCCCUUGGACUCAAAUGUAAAACUUAAUGCACUUGGAAGAUUUGACAUUCAGGCUUUGGCUGCCUCAGGUCAGAUUCCUCCACAAACAUUGGCAGCACUGCAUGCAGAGCUUCUUGGUCGACCAGCAGGUAGCCUAGUUACAACAGUGGACCAACCAGCUCUUUUACAAGCAUCCAUACAGGGUCCCAAGUGUAUUCCUGUUGAACAUGGUGUGGCAUUUGGUCAGCCAUUGGUAAAAUGCCAAUCCAAUAUUUCGAAACCUUUCCCACAAAAUAUGGUAUCUGUUGAAGAAGUUGCUUCAAAGUUUGGAGCCUGGCCUUCUAAUAGCCUUGGCAUUGUGGGGCCUAAUACCAAUCUUGGAGGUAUGGGUUCUCAAAAUGGUAACAUGUUGAUGGAUAUAUUACAUCAGCAGCAGCAGCAGCAGCAACAUCAUCAACAACCACAGCAGUCUUCUCUAUCAGAGCCCGGCCUUUCAAUUAAUGUGCAGCCAUCUUGCCUUGUGGUCCCUUCUCAGUCAUCAGCCAGUUUUCAGGCAGGAAAUAGUCCUGCUUCAGUCAAUCAGAGUUGCAACUUUAACAGGAAUGCUGUCAUUGAUUACAGCCUUCUAUCAUCCCAGUCAAAUAAUUCAUCAUUGAAUAUUGGGCACGUUCCAGAUGGGAAUUUAAAAACUACAGUUGUUGUUAGUGGGUACUCAGUCCCUGGUACCAUAUCUCCUUCUGCAUCAUCAUCUUCUGUCAAUGCUGACAGUGGCAUCAAUCGUCAAUUUCAAAAUUCGACUAUUACCUUUGGAGCUGCUAGACAUUUACCAGGGCUUGCUUCUAAUAUUUGUGACGUCCAGGGUUCUUAUGGUGCUAAGUCAGGUGAAGUUCUUGAUCAAGGACCACUUAGGUACCUUGGAUUUGUUGGUAAAGGGACUUUCCUUCCUAGCCAGUUUUCAGUGGAUGAAUUUACAGCACCAAUUAGCAACUUGAGCCAAGGAAAAACUUAUGUAGAGAACAAUGGCAGUAAAGUGAAGCAGGAGCCAAAUAUGGAAUUCACAGAUGAUGCAAGAGUGGGGGUCUCAGUAUUGCGGCAAUUUCCUCCAAAUGAUCUCAUGAGUGUUUUCACAGAAUAGGCCUUAUUUGUGUGGUUGGGGCAAUUUGUUAAUUUUCAUGGAAGCACAGAUUAUUUGGUAUCAGAAGGGAUUCAUGUCGAAGUCCAUCAUUUAUUAUCGGCUUUAUUUACGGUGCCUGCACUGUUCUCAGGCGAACUAUGGAGCCUCCUCAGUAUUUACAGCAUUGAAAAGAAAAAUUGUGCCUUUUGUGUAAUUUCCAUUGAAAGUGCUGGGGCGAAGCUCUACAUGCAUCAAGUAGUAUUUCCUUUUCGUUAAGUCCGUAGGAAAAAUAAGUUGUGUUAGAUUCCAACAGCUUGAAAUGAAGUCCCACGUGAUGGCAUCUUGCUAUCUUAGUUGUGUAGUUAUUUGGGUACGAUGAUGGAAAUGCUAAUUCGUUUAUAUUAUGCAAUUCGUUCAGGAA
Hevea brasiliensis (rubber tree) is the source of this 2795-nucleotide messenger RNA. RefSeq names its product two-component response regulator ORR21. Gene Ontology annotation, biological process: phosphorelay signal transduction system; cytokinin-activated signaling pathway. NCBI's taxonomy places the organism in Eukaryota, Viridiplantae, Streptophyta, Magnoliopsida, Malpighiales, Euphorbiaceae. Bases 392 to 2395 code for a protein of 667 amino acids. Gene Ontology annotation, molecular function: DNA binding. The transcript is spliced from 6 exons. The record is from RefSeq and is a predicted model, not a curated record.